CAUCCCUCGUCAGUUGCAAGUCAGGAACUAUCGCGGCCGCGUGGCGCCGCGUUCGUGUCGUACGGUCCGCCAGUCUUGCCGAUUUUAAGCGCGACGAUCGGCCGAUCGACGCGGAAAGCGCACAGAUCGGACGGAAACGUGGUGGUGAUCGGUGCCCGAGGCUUUGUGACAGGAUUUCGCGCGAGUUUCUCACGAGAGUUUCUUCACCGAUUGUGUGAUUUCACAGCCGAUGUCAAUCCGCGGUGCGGCGCGCGUUUCGUCUCGCGCUAGUAGCCGGAGUUUGGAUGAGUAGCCGCGGAAACGGAAGCGCCGCGGUACCGGUAACCCGACGACGCGGGAUUCAUGUAGGGGAAGAAACGUGACUACUAUCGCGCGCGCGGUAUACACGCAGUGAGAUCUCCCGCGACGAAAAAUGGAUAAAGACUUCCGCCGGGAGUACGAGAAAAUGCGAUGUGCUCUGCUUCACCUGCUGCUCAUAGUGGGGGGUGCAACAGGUUUGAAAGAUCUGACGAUAAACGUGCCGAACGUGGUGAGAUCGGGCGAUACCGUGACGCUGUCGUGCCACUACGACCUGGAGGGCUCAUCACUGUACACGAUACAAUGGUUUCUCGAUAAUAAUGAAUUUUAUCGCUACGUGUUCGAUCGCGUGCCACCCGCCAGCACGUUCAACGUCUCCGGCAUACAAGUCAACAUCUCCAAAUCGAACACACACGACGUGACACUGGUAGACGUGUCCAGGAAGCUGACCGGAUGGUACAAGUGCGAAGUAUCCGCCAGCAGCCCUUCCUACCACACUAUGAUCAAAAAGGCCAAGAUGGAAGUGGUCGACGCCCCAAAAACGGAUCCUACGAUUCGUACGGAGAAGGAGCGCAUAGUGGUGGACGAGACGCUGCGAGUCAACUGCACCACGGGCAACUCCCGACCCGCCUCCACCGUUACGUGGAAGCUCAACGGGGAUUUCGUCGCAAACAAUUCGCAGUUCACCGUGUGGCAUCACAAGACUUCUCACCCGGACGAGUCCAAGGCCACAAAGUCGCAGAUAGAAUUUAAAGUGACGAAGGAUAUGUUCCACGGCGGACACUUACACCUACGCUGCACGGCGGCCAUCGCAGACGUUUAUAGGAAAUCGGCGGACAUCGAUAUCACCGAGGACGUGCGGCGUAUCGCGUCGAUGACCUCGCCGUUCGAGUCGCCGUACGAUCACCGAGCGAACGGAUGCGCCGGACAGAAUUGGCCCUGGAAUGGUAAUCGCGGCGCGGCGAUAAUAAUGGCUACCCUGGCGGCCACCCUGUUCCUGAUGAUGACAUCGCUGACGAUGACGGUACCCCCGAUAACGAAUGUACUGGCGAGGAGUGAACCGGCGGUUAGCAGGUAGCUCGCGAGCAUCCUCCAUGAAGAUAUCGCUGCCACUGUCUGAUCCGAUUACAUCGUCCAUGUAAAACCUAGUAGUCUAGGGCUUCCAGUUAUGUAUGUUACUAUGUAUAGAAUAGAUAGUCGAAUGACGAAUGAUUUUUAUUCGAGGAGCCUACGAGAAAAGAUCGGCGGGACACUAGCGGAUCGACGCGGAGAUUACGCGCGACUACUCGCGCCCUUUUACAAACGUUACUUUACAAACACAUGUUGUCUUUUCAUGUAAAUUGUUGAUCGAGAUUAAACGGCAGAAGGAAACGGAGGGAGGGAGAGAGAGAGAGAGAGAGAGAGAGAGAGAAAGGGAAGGCGAGGAGGAAAACAGAGACAAAACAAAGAGCGAUCGCCUCGCCCGCGUUUCGAGAAGAUAAGAUGGGAAUGAUGGAUGCUUAACCCCGAAAAGCGAGCGCGUGGGCGACACGCGUGGGUGACAUACGUCAACCUCUGCCUGUCCACCUGUCUUCUUCUUCUUCUUCUUCUUCUUCUUCUUCUUCUUCUUCUUCUUCUUCUUCUUCUUCUUCCUCUUCAUCUUCGGCAUCUCGCUGUGACGGUGAAAUUCGUGAUUUCGAAACGAUCCUCUGCGAAGUAACGCCGCGAACUGUCACGCCAUCGGCGGUGAACGCGACGCGAGAAUAGAGCGCGCGCGCACGCGUGGAAUUCCCGAUGAGAAAAGGGAAGAAAAAAGUUUCGCCUCGACUACGAGACGGCGCACGCGGUACGCCCACGCGCUCGCUCGCGUUUUUUCUCGAGACCCGACGCGACGCGGGGAGAAGUUCGAGGCCCGAAGCGAGGAGGUGAGCGCGAAAUUGUUACGAGCCGAGGGGUCAGCUUCGCAAACGACCGGGGGGUCGGAGGCUGGCAGAUGUUUCGACAGCGAAGGAUCGGAGAGGAAACGAUCAUGGGAGUCCGACGUUCCGUUACCACUUUCAUUUGAAUCCGCCGACGGCGCGGCACGCGUCGGAGAUGCUAUAAACGCGAUACUUACUAGUGAUCGGAGUGUUCAUCGAGUGUCAAAUAUAGAUUAUACAGGGGUAAUUAUGAUAACUGAUAUAAUAACGUUAGCGCAGUGACGAGCGACGUUCUGCUCAAUAUUCGCUCCUUUUAUGAUGUCUAACAGAGAAACGCAUCAAGAUAGGUACCGAAUUUGUAAUCUGUACAAAUUAUAAUAAACUAUGAUAUACGGACUGUAUAAACGCGGCUGCGUCUCUUUUCUUGUUUUCGCCUCGCUCAUUUCCACCCCACCGCGCGUAUGAAAAGCCUCCGAUGA
Harpegnathos saltator (Jerdon's jumping ant) is the source of this 2674-nucleotide messenger RNA. RefSeq lists its product as uncharacterized. Bases 413 to 1375 code for a protein of 320 amino acids. The transcript is spliced from 6 exons. The record is from RefSeq and is a predicted model, not a curated record. NCBI's taxonomy places the organism in Eukaryota, Metazoa, Arthropoda, Insecta, Hymenoptera, Formicidae.